This is a messenger RNA of Hyla sarda, 3954 nucleotides long. It is a transcript of the gene CYTH2, whose product is annotated as cytohesin 2. The record is from RefSeq and is a predicted model, not a curated record. Gene Ontology annotation, molecular function: guanyl-nucleotide exchange factor activity. Lineage: Eukaryota; Metazoa; Chordata; Amphibia; Anura; Hylidae. Bases 334 to 1554 code for a protein of 406 amino acids. Gene Ontology annotation, biological process: regulation of ARF protein signal transduction. The transcript is spliced from 12 exons.
UAAAUGGACAACCUUGAAACAAAGAGGUCCCUAUUGCCCCGCCCAAGAAAUGCCAGACCCCGAGUAUUAUCGCGACGUAAUUGGAUGAUUGUUCCGUCGGUUACCCGAUUGGGCGGGGACUGCGGGCCGCUGCUAUGGAGGCAGUGGGUGGAGUCUAGAGGAGACUGGUAUCGGGGGUGGUCUGCCUGAUGAAGGCGAGCCGGUUAGAGAACGGUGGGGAAGGAGGAUUAUCGGAACCGGUCGCGUAGAGCGUUACUCGGUACCGGAGGAAUCUGCUGACGAGAAGUCGUGAUUUCCGGUCUCCGAGUCUCCGGACUUAUCGUCUUCCUGAACAUGGACGAUACCAUUUACAUUCCCGCCGACCUGACUCCAGAAGAACGUAUUGAGCUCGAGAACAUCCGCCGCAGGAAACAGGAACUGCUGGAAGAGAUCCAGAGGCUGCGAGAUGAGCUGAGCGAGGCUAUGAAUGAGGUGGAAGGCCUGGAGGCCAAUGAAGGAAGCAAAACUUUGCAAAGAAACCGGAAAAUUGGAAUGGGCAGAAAGAAGUUUAAUAUGGACCCUAAAAAGGGUAUAGUGUAUCUCCAGGAAAACGAGUUACUUAGAAACACAGCAGAAGACAUAGCACGCUUCUUGUACAAAGGGGAAGGGCUGAAUAAGACGGCUAUUGGGGACUACUUAGGAGAGAGGGAGGAUUUGAAUAUUUCCGUUCUUCAUGCCUUCGUGGAUCUCCAUGAGUUUACAGAUUUGAACCUUGUUCAAGCUCUCAGGCAAUUUCUCUGGAGUUUCCGUCUGCCAGGAGAAGCCCAGAAGAUUGACCGCAUGAUGGAGGCUUUCGCUCAACGAUAUUGCAUGUGUAAUCCAGGGGUGUUUCAGUCCACAGACACCUGCUAUGUGUUGUCUUUUGCGGUCAUCAUGUUGAACACUAGUCUACAUAAUCCCAAUGUCCGAGACAAGCCGGGUGUUGAAAGAUUCAUUUCUAUGAACAGAGGCAUUAAUGAUGGAGGUGACCUCCCUGAGGAACUGCUUAGGAAUUUGUAUGAUAGUAUCAGAAAUGAGCCAUUUAAGAUCCCAGAGGAUGAUGGGAAUGACCUCACACACACCUUUUUCAAUCCCGACCGAGAAGGCUGGCUUCUGAAAUUGGGAGGCGGCCGGGUAAAAACAUGGAAGCGGCGUUGGUUCAUCUUAACUGACAACUGUCUGUAUUACUUUGAAUAUACCACGGAUAAAGAGCCAAGAGGGAUUAUCCCACUGGAGAACCUGAGUAUCCGUGAAGUUGAAGAUCCUAGGAAACCGAACUGCUUUGAGCUUUAUAUACCAAACAACAAAGGACAACUAAUCAAAGCAUGCAAAACGGAGGCUGAUGGAAGAGUAGUGGAAGGCAACCAUAAUGUCUACAGAAUUUCUGCCCCAACUCCAGAAGAGAAGGAAGAAUGGAUCAAAUCUAUACAGGCUGCAGUUAGUGUGGACCCCUUCUAUGAGAUGCUAGCUGCCAGGAAGAAAAGAAUCUCUGUCAAGAAAAAACAGAUGCAACAGCAGGAACAAGAACAGUCUUAGAGGAGCUCUGACUUCUGGGAAACUAGCAUCUUCUGACAUGCAACCACUUCUGAGCACUCCAUUGCCAAAUAAGGAUGGUGACGAUUGCCGCUGCCCAUGGGUGGCGUACUGUGAAAACGAAGAACUUGUUUGCACUGGAUGCCUAGUGUAGUCGCUAGAGCAUAGCUGAACUUGAUCUAACCUCCGCCAUUUCAAGCCUGUACUCAGUGGAGUUUUAUAGGCGUUUGAUCACAUCGAGGACUCUGGUUGUUGGAUUUUGACUUUUAUUUUUUCCUCUACUUUUGUGUAGAAAAUAUUUUUGUUUAAUUGAACUUUAAACCUAUUAGACAAUUAUGUGGUGUGAAAAAUGCGCAUGAAAAAGCAAUAUGAUCCAAAACAUUUCCGUUGCCAUAGCACAAAGUCAGCUUCACAUUUGUUCUAUUACCUCUUGUUUUUGACAAAUUGCAUUUCAGAUUUUACUACUAUUUUGCCAGAUGGCCCUCCAGAGUUGGUAGGACUGCCUCGUAAUUUGCCACUUACGGGGGGUUAGCCAUGACUCCUUUCACUUAUUGGGUUGGUAUUUUUUAUUUUAAUAGGCAAAAAUUUACCCUUCUGGAAAAGCAUAUUAGUUUGUGUUGGUAUUUUGCAAUAGUCCAUUGCUGCUGGCAGCUUGUAGAUCAAAAUUGCUUAUCCAGGAUAACUUCUGCUCAAUCACAGCAGAAAAUAAAAAUCAUAAUAAAAGAGAGUCAAUCUUGGUUGUAGAGACAAAGGCAAUGAGGCACUAUUGGCACACUGUCAUGAGGCACUAUUGGCACACUGUCAUGAUGCACUAUUGGCACACUGUCAUGAUGCACUAUUGGCAGACACCAAUAUAAUCCACUCUGACUGUCAAAAGUUUUGUGAAAUGAUAGUAACAAUAACAUAUAAUGCAGUCCACAACAUAUGAGUCUGCAUUAUCUGCAGUGAAAAACAAUACACACAGCAAGAGGUCAUGAAUCAUGGUUUUCUUUUUUUCUUUAACAUAUAUACAAGAGCACUUCAUCCUAUUUAUUUCUGUAUUUAACGUUCUAUGAUAAGGUCUGUUUUAGUUUCCUUUGUUAUCAGAUUUGUCAGUAAGUGGUUUUGGCAACACAAUUUAAUGUUUUUAGGCUUUUUCAUUCUCGCUAAUGCCUAUUCCACUAGUAAAGGCAUACAGAGCUGUGUUUGCAACUGAUUCUAAGGUUUGGUUUUGCAUUAACUCUUUUUAUAGCAGUGAAUUUUUGCUAUAGACACUAAUCCUAUAGAAACUGGAUGCAGCUGCUUCUUUCUACUGUGUGGGAUACAAGGUUCCAGUGCAUGUCAUUGCUUUUGUCUCUGCAGAUCGAAGAAAAUAAUUCUUAAGGUGUCAUUGUGCAUAAGCAAUGCGAUUUUAGUUUAACCAAUUUAAAAGGCACUUCUAUAUCUGAAUUUCAUCUUCUUAGCCUCCUUUGGCAUGUUUGCGGGUGGCAGAGGUUGCCGGCAAGUCAAAAGCAACUGAUGCGGGGAACUUACAGUUUGCUUAACUCAAAUUGACCUGCACAGCUAUGCGGUUUCCCCAAGUCCCAGUAUAGUUAAUAGGAAUUAUGCUAAUUGAUUUAGCUGCUUUCUGCUUCCCAACCACCUCUAGCAUCCCUAAACUGGUCACAGGGGAUCGGGAAGACAAAAUUCAGAUACAGAAAAGCCUCUUUAAACCUAAAGUCUGUUUUAUGUCCAUUUGAUGUGCAGAUGAUUACAAUGUAUUGUUCUGUUAUCAGUCACUUCUGGCUGGGAGGCCGCAGACUAGUAUUCAGGAAGUUUGAUCUUUUUCCAGCUUUUCUCUUUUAGCUGCAUUAUAGGCUCAAAUGAAAACUACUGACCUGCUAUAAAUUAGAUUUUCAGUACAAGACUUACCUCUAGCUUUAGAAAGAAGGGUCCUUUAUUUGGUUAUACUAGAUUUCUGGAGUAUGUUGAAGCUACUUGUGCCGCAUAAAACUUUGCUCCACAAUAUGAUGAUAAAACACUACAGUGGGCUAAAGAUGGCCAUGCUUCAUAAUUACACUGGCCAUGCAUGCAUGUUUUUUCUUAUCAUGCGACAAUCGAGAGCAUUUGAAAGCACAUCUUUUGGAUAUGUUUAAGGGGGCAUUAACCAUGUUCCAGUUUUGUAAAGUGACAAGUCGGGCAGGUUGUAUAAUUGUUGUGCCAAAGUGGGGUAUGGUCUCUUAUCCCCCUCUGCACUGUGCCUGUCUGUUACAUUAUCGCAAAAGCUGUGAAAAUGAUUCAGGACUGAAUACCUCACCUUUGAAGGGGUAAGACUUGGUAUUAUGGGAUUGGAGUUUUGGUUUGUAAUUUUUUUUUUCUAUUUAAUAUCUUGUACACAAACAAGUUAAUAAAAAAUGGUAAAUAUUAGUAAUGAGAUUUUGUUCA